AUGUAUAAUGAUGAUAGCAAGUUUCCAGGCAACGUUGAUGUCACUGAACUCCCCUGGGUUGAAAAAUAUCGACCAAUUUUAAUGAAGGACGUAAUAGGAAAUGAAGACGUCGUCAGUAGAUUGCAAAUAAUAGCACAAAAAGGAAACAUGCCUAAUAUGCUUUUAUCUGGCCCACCCGGCAUUGGUAAAACGACGAGUAUCCUGUGCUUAGCAAACGAAUUAUUAGGUCCUCACGCUAAGAAUGCUGUAUUAGAGUUGAAUGCUUCUGAUGAUAGAGGUAUUGAUGUUAUCAGAAAUACGAUUAAAACAUUCGCACAAACUAAAGUCACGCUCCCACCUGGCAGACAGAAAAUUGUUAUCCUUGAUGAAGCUGAUAGCAUGACAUCUGGUGCUCAGCAAGCACUUCGUCGUACUAUGGAAAUUUAUUCCAAUACGACCAGGUUUGCUUUGGCGUGCAACACGUCAAAUAAAAUCAUUGAACCUAUUCAAAGUAGAUGCACUAUUUUAAAAUAUAGUAAAUUGUCGGACAAAACAAUAUUGAAGAGGUUGCUUGAAAUUUGUAAACUUGAAGGUGUGAAUUAUAAUUUAGAAGGCCUCGAAGCUAUCAUUUUCACCGCUGAAGGGGAUAUGCGUCAGGCUAUCAACAACCUUCAAUCAACGUUUACAGGAUUUAGUUUUGUCAAUGCUGAAAAUGUUUAUAAGGUUUGCGAUCAACCGAGUCCUACUGCGGUAACAAAAAUCCUUGAUGAUUGCUAUAACUACAGGGUGGAUGAAGCGUUGAUGGGAUUAACUGAACUUUGGGAAAAAGGUUACAGCGCGAUGGAUAUUAUUACAACAAUGUUUCGUGUAGUGAAAUUUAAUAACGAAUGGCCAGAAGGACAAAAGCUAGAUUUUAUAAAGGAGAUUGGAUUCGCUCAUAUGAAAAUUUUGGAAGGCAUUUCUACUCAUCUCCAACUCAUUGGUCUUGUGUCACGACUGUGUAUGUUGUCGGAAAUAAAUUAG
This is a messenger RNA of Cetraspora pellucida, 1002 nucleotides long. Lineage: Eukaryota; Fungi; Glomeromycota; Glomeromycetes; Diversisporales; Gigasporaceae. The record is from the annotation of a GenBank genome assembly.